AAUGGAAAACACCAAGAGGGAUUAUCGUAAAACGGCGCGCUUAACGCGAGGAUUUGAAGCGCCAGACAAACGUUACGCUAUUGUUCCAAAUGUAGUUCCACAGAACGUUCCAUUGUAUCCGUUGAUAUUUUCCAAAGAAAACCCAUACGGAAUGCAGUUGACGAACUCAAUUAAUUCGAAUGCCUAUAUUCAGUACAACACGAAUUACCAGGACGCUUAUUCCACUAGAUGGAAAGUGUGCAGGACGAAUUAUUGUGCAACUCCAGUUAGUUGGAUAGCAGUGAGAGGAAAUACUCAAGUGAAAAAGAAUGCUCCAGUAAAUAUCAAUCCUGUAAAGACUGCUAAGCAGUGGAAAGUCAUUGAAACACCCGAAUUAGCUAGCAUUCCUGGAACACCUAGUGCUGAUUCGAGAUGGGCAAAAUUUAAUCGCUCUUCAAUCGAAUUAUCUAUGAAUGUUAAGCGAGGUCUUACAGAGUUUCCAGAAGACGAAGAAAUUAUGAAUUUAAUUAAUUCUAAUUUAUGGAGACAUAACGAGGAAUAUCAAAAUACCAUGAAAACUGAAAUGGCGAUACGCUCUUUACUCGAUCAAUCAUCAACUGACAUUGCUAAUAAUAUUAUUUACUGGCUUGAAAAUAGUAUAAACUCAAACAGUCGAGACACAAGGGAGUCAAAAUAA
This is a messenger RNA of Dimorphilus gyrociliatus, 676 nucleotides long. NCBI's taxonomy places the organism in Eukaryota, Metazoa, Annelida, Polychaeta, Dinophilidae. The record is from the annotation of a GenBank genome assembly.